Halteromyces radiatus is the source of this 1097-nucleotide messenger RNA. Its product is annotated as ClpP/crotonase-like domain-containing protein. Gene Ontology annotation, biological process: fatty acid beta-oxidation. Gene Ontology annotation, molecular function: enoyl-CoA hydratase activity. Lineage: Eukaryota; Fungi; Mucoromycota; Mucoromycetes; Mucorales; Cunninghamellaceae. The transcript has 5 exons. Bases 70 to 957 code for a protein of 295 amino acids. The record is from RefSeq and is a predicted model, not a curated record. Gene Ontology annotation, cellular component: mitochondrion.
GUUUUUUUUUUUUUUAUUCUCUUUCUUUUUCUUUUCAUUCUUUUUCUUUAUCACAUAUUUAUUAUUAUCAUGUUCUCCCGAUGUCUUCUUACUACCACCACUAGAAAUGGUAUGAAUCGUCUAGUAGCUCCCAUCACCUUUCGCUCUAUUCACAGUACCCACACUAGCAGCAAAGAAGCCUAUUUGGAACAUUUACAAGGUGAUCAACAAGGUAUCAGUGUAUUAAAACUAAACCGUCCUGCUGCUCGUAAUGCUUUAUCCGUCAAAUUGGUACAAGAAAUUCGUGAAGCUUUAUCAGAAAUUCGUUUCUCAAACGAUUCACGUGUAUUGAUUUUGGAAAGUCUGGUAGAUGGUGUAUUUUGUGCUGGUGCUGAUUUGAAGGAAAGAGCAAAUAUGACUCCUACUCAAGUUUCUGAAUUCUUAUAUAAUCUUCGACAAGCUUUCCGAGAAUUGGAGACAUUACCCAUUCCAACCAUUGCUGCUCUUGAUGGUACCGCUGUUGGAGGAGGAUUAGAAAUGGCCUUAGCUUGUGAUAUGCGUAUGGCAGGUCCACAAGCAAAAAUGGGGUUGGUGGAAACGCGUCUUGCCAUUUUACCAGGUGCUGGUGGUACUCAACGAUUAUCAAGACUGAUUGGUACUUCCAAAGCCAAAGAAUUGAUUUUCACAGCAUCUAUUUUGGAUGGAAAAACUGCUCAAGAUUAUGGCAUUGUCAAUUAUGCUAUGGAUGAUACCACUGGAUUUACAAAAGCCGUUGAAAUAGGGCAACGUAUUUUACCUAAUGGUCCUAUUGGUGUGAAACUAGCCAAAUUAGCUGUGGAUCGUGGUGCUCAUUUGGAUAUGGAUUCUGGUUUGGAAGUAGAACAAUCUUAUUAUGGUCAAGUAAUACAUACAAAGGAUAGAUUAGAAGGAUUAUUGGCAUUCAAGGAAAAGAGAAAACCAGUUUACAAAGGACAUUAGACAUAGAUUACACCUCUUUAGCUUUAGCAUAGUUUUAUCAAUACUGCGAAUGUCGCACGGAGUAUGGAAAACAAUUCAUUCUUUAAAUAAAAAAAAAAAAAAAAAGGUUUUUCCUGCCUUCUUUUUUUUUCCUUUUCUUU